Messenger RNA from Spirometra erinaceieuropaei, 5348 nucleotides. NCBI's taxonomy places the organism in Eukaryota, Metazoa, Platyhelminthes, Cestoda, Diphyllobothriidea, Diphyllobothriidae. The record is from the annotation of a GenBank genome assembly.
AUGUGGGCGAAACUGGGCGGAAAUUGCAAACUCGCCUACAAGAACACAAAUCGGCCACUCGGAGGUUAGACCCUAACACUCAACUAGCAACACACGUUGGUGAAACGGGGCAUACUUUUGACCUCCAGAGGGCUACCAUCUUAGGCCGAGGCAACACAAAAACAGAACGGCUAACUCUCGAGGCGUGGUUCUCCGAUGCCCACUCUAUCAACAGGCAUCUGGACCUUCCUGCAGCUUACAGAGUCCUACGUCAUCACAACCGUAGAGCUCAGGACCAAACAACCACACCGGACUUAAGAAGACAGCACGGAGAUAGCCCGACGCUGAGCUUACUCAGUGAGGAAGAACAAGAACCGCCAGACCGACCGCCCGACUAAAGUCCAAUCAGCUCCCCUCGACGGAGUGGUGACUUAUAAAGCGCACAGGCAAAAACGCCCGUCAACCAUUUCCUGAGAGGCCGACGCAGCGUGACGAGAGAGAAAAAUCGAUCAGCAUGAGGCCGGCCAACACAGCUUGCCACUUUAGAUUAACUUUCUGAUCGAUUAGGUGCAGUUUACGCUUUGACAAUGAAGAGUCGACCCAGCUCUUUGAAACGUCAGCAGUUAAAUAAACCUGUUCCGGAGAGCCAAUUUUCUUCUUCUAAUAAUCUUCCCGGAUCUCUAAACUUUUCCAAUCUGAACAAAUAUCACUACGUUGAAAUCGGUCUCCGACCAUAGCAAUUGCCCCUUUAUCCAUAGAAGGGACGCUGAAUCGUCGUCCGUGUUGUCCAGCGGGCGUCCUCUCUGCAUGAAUGACAAUCUUGUGCGUGCCACAUAGAAUCAUGGUAAUUGCGGUUUUGAAAAAAACGCAGUAAGCUGGUGUGUUCGUGAAGGAGCUCUUGCAGUUGACAAACCAUGAACCGUUUAAUUCCGGUGGAAAUUCCACAGCGUGCAUUCAAUUCGUCAUCACCAAUGACGUACAUUUAGAGGAAUUUGUGUUGACCCUCUUGGGGCGGAAGAAGGGAGCCGACUGUAUGAUAAAUUUGUCCUUUCACUUUGAAAGUCGGCAUGAAUUGACCUGUCACGAUACCAUGCGCCGAACGACGUCGUUUGGAAGCAGUGUUUUAAAUCGGCCACUCUCAGUUUGUCGUAUUCAUUCUGUCGAGAACUGGAUUGCCCUCCUAUCCUCUGUGGGAGGCGGAGCAAUCGUUGACUGCAUCCAGUCGAGCCCGGAAAUCCCGGACGAAUGUGUGUGCAAUCUUUAACUAUGUUAUUGGGGCAACUCGAAGUGGCGGCCAAGACUUGCAAGUCCUUUUGGGGAAGGAGUGGGGGGUGGUUUGCCUAGCCGCCCAUGUUACAUUUUGUCGGAGAGGGAAGACGUGUUCAAUCUCAUCCAAGUAGUUAUUAUCGCCGGCCCGUGAUACCGACUUAGAAAUUUGAAUAACAGUUGAUGUCUGCAAUUUUCUAUGAGGGAAUAACUGAAAUGUCGACAGUACGCAACCUGGUACAUUUUGUAAGUGCAUUUGUAGACCGCCUGUUCCUGUUAAGGUGGGGUUAUUUAGUCGACUUAUUAUUUUCUGGAGUAGAUAAGAGGAGGUAACAACAGUGUCUAAAAGUUCACCUAACGUGAGUGAAAGGAGCUACUUGGUUUAUAUCCGGGAGUAAGACAUUGCGCAAAAAAUGCCAAAAUUUCCGUUUUAUUAAAAAGGCUGGUAAGAAGACCUUUCCUAACAUCUAUCAAAUGAGGAACAUGAUGUGCAUCCUUGAGAAGGACUUGCUCUCGAUACUUUGUACAAAGUUUAAAUUACUGAGGACAAGGGAUCUUCUUCUUCGUAAAGCGUUCAAGACGCAUUUUGCAGGCUAAUUGAGAACUGUAAUUGAGAACUGAAUUACUGAGGACAAGGGAUCUUUUUCUUCGUAUAGCGUUCAAGACGCAUUUUGCAGGCUAAUUGAGAACUGCACUGACACUGAUAAGAAUUUCCUGCUAACCGAGUGAGUUAACAAAAUUGUUGGUUAUGUCGACAACUAAGGGCCGGCAGACUAAUAAGGUCCGCAGUGGACUGAGAUUUCUAAAAAAAUACAUGUAAAAUGCAGAAGUAAAUUAUUACGCUAUUGUUGCUAAAAUGGUUUAACCUGAUAUUAAUAAAAGUUGAACGGUUGUAUUCGUAAAGGUCAGAUGACAAAUGCGCGGUUUCAUGGCAAAAGUCUGUCAGGAGAGAGCCUGUAAUCGUCACCUCAUGCAUCUGGACUACGGUAGUUAAAUAUGAAUGGGUCUAACUCACUGCUUGUACAAAUCUUCAAAUCGACCACUGCUAUGCAUUAUGAGAUUCUAUGUGAUCAAGCGAAGUGGGACUUAAUGAGGGGCUAACGUAAAGGAUACAUUCUCUAUCAGAGCGAUCACCUAGGCCAUCUGCCAGGAAAUGAGGAAACCACCAAAGGCCAAUCUCGAAUAUAAGAUUUCAUGGUAGUCACAACACAUGGGCCCUCACAAGCUAGAAAUCGCUUUCAUCCCUGCGGAACUAUUUCGAAAUUCUAAUGCAUUCGUAAAUUUGCAGAACAGAUACUCUUGCCUAUUAUGAUGGGUGGAUUUAUCGGAACCUAUAGCGAACAAAAAGAUCUCGCGCAGAAACGGAUGCGUAACAUAUUCUAUCCACAAACAUUAAAUGCACAUAUUUCGACCUUUUCAUGUAAAUCGGUUUGAUUGAGUAAUGGGACCUUUCAAAUAUGUUUUCUGCGUUAGUUUAAUAGGCCCACCACCUAUUCAGACUUUCCGGGCUCAAAGUAGGCAAGAAGUUUACUCUUGUGAACCGCUGUACAUCCAAUAUAAUACCAAAUUUUAUGACAAUGACAGCGAACCAAGUCGCCAUGGCCACAAUGGCUCAUAGCAUGUAUAACACGUAAAUGUGCUGGGCUGUCGAAACACUGCAUAUAGGGUGCCUAACUUGUAACAAUGGAUUUGUUUCUUUGAGAAAAAGCGCCCGACCCCAAAGCGAGGAAGUUUUUAUGGGAUACGAAGACGAUCUUAAAGGGGAUAACGUCGACUCUUCGUUCUGCUGGAUCCAGGUUAGUUCUAAUAAUGGGGUUGGCAACCACAAAAGAGUCCCCUAUUCCGCGGAGCGUGCCUACUUUCGAGUAAUCUCCAAACUUUUUUUAGGUAAGUGAAUAAGAAUACUCUUGCCUCGAAGACUUCACUUUAGAUUGAUUUGUCUAAACUGAAAUUAAGGCGGGCGAAGGGGAUAGUAUAAAAAUCUUUUGUAAAUUUUCGGUUGUUCUUCUCUCUCUCGGCCCUUCUACGCACUUUUGGUAAUGAAGAUCAGGAGAGCAUCUCACAGCAAUAGCUGGUACACGGGGGACGGUAAUACACGCUUUUCAGUUAUCUUGUUUAGCUAGGGAACUCAAUUCUCAGCUUUCCACCUGGCUUAAUAAUGCUCCUGCUGCACACAGUCCGGCAAAGGCGAUAAUCUCCCCGUAUGAGCAUUUUACUCUUUCUUAAACUUUAAGGCACGCUGGAUACUCGUAUUCGGGGCCGUGCGCGGCCCAUGCCUUUAAAAAUAUCAACCCCGAAACAGUGUAAGAUUCCGUUUUUCUAACAUAAAGAGAUCGCAUAUUUGUCCUUGGACCGUCACAUCAUCUUUAUCUGAACGAUUCAUGCGCACUUACGGUUGCUGACUACCUGGAGACUCCAUUAUACAAUCUUAAAGUGGAUUCGGAAAGUAAGAAUCUCAUGAUUUAUCUCAGGUGUUUAGUUUGCAAGGCGCUGAAGAAGUCAGGUGAAUUUGUCGACCUGAAACUGAGUGAAGACGAAGAUGAACACUCUCUUGAAAUGCAGUUGCCUUAUGUAGCGAAGGUUAUGGAAAAGUAUGCUUUUAUCGAUUUUUCUAGAAUCCGACGGUUUUUGGUCCGCAAUAGAGACUAUUUUAAUGCCGACCUUUUAGUUCGAUGUUCACACUACCUUUGUUGCAGCAUCGAUAGAUUCCGUCUUAAAUGCCAGUACAUCUGUUCUACACGUGUCUAAAGUUAAGCUUGAUGAAAUGUAUUUGGUAGACAUCAGAAAAAGUCAGUUCCCAAUCAUGUUCAACCAAAUAUUUGUGCCCUCAUGGAGUUCUGUUGUUGCGCCUUAUGGCAUUCCGAAAUCGUUUACUACGUCUUGGUGUUUUGACGACUUCGUCCUACCGAAAAUCCCAGCCGCGGUUUUGUGGCCAUGACAAACGAAACGAUUACUUUAAGACUCGUAUGCACAAGGGAAUCACUUGGUGCCCCAUAGUACCUCUUUUCCUUAGAACAUGGACGUAAUACGUUUUUCACGAGGAUUUACAAUUUUCUUCCUUUGUAUAGUCGAAAUAAUGCGUUCACCAUCGUUCCGAUCAUGGUUGGGAGCUUGUCUUUUGAAAAGGAGCGCUUGUAUGGAGAAAUUCUAGCGCCCUAUCUCAAGGAUCCGCGGACGCUUUUUGUGAUUUCCUCCGACUUCUGCCACUGGGGUAUUUAAUAUUUUCUAGGGCGUUUCGUCCCGGUUCUCUGGAAUCUAACGGACUUCUCUUUUUAGGGAGUCGCUUCCGAUACACCUACUACGACGAAAAACAUGGUGAGAUUUGGAAGUCAAUCAAGAACCUCGACAAAAUGGUACUCCACCAUAAUUUUAGAUUGUCCUUUAAGUUUAUUUUCCUUUUGGCGGUGUGUAUUCAUCGUCUCCUCGCUAAUCCUAUCUUCACCUUAUAUGCGCUUGCGAUUUGUCUUAUCUUUUAUUUUCACAAUUAUGAUGUAAAGUAAGAUUUUUUAAAUUGUGGCUCUUCCGAAAAUUAUUAGGCUCCCAAAAGUCGCGCGUCCUCCUGAUAACAUUGUUAGCGCAGGCCCACUAAGCAGACUGCUAAUGGCAGUCAACCCAUACGUCGCACGCGGGCUAGUCUUUAACUGAUUAUGGCACGGAAGUCCACUGAAGCGAAAUCUCUUUUGGGGGGUCUUGAUUUGAUGUGUUUCUCGCAAUACCACAUAGACGGGUUUCCAUCCGAAUUCUUUAUCUGACGGUAGCGUUUUUUGAGCAACGUUAAGCCUUACUUUCAUUGACCCAAUUUCAUAAACUAUUCAUUUGUUACCCUAUAGUGAACCAAAAGUGUCUUUAUCCUUCAACAGGGAAUGGACUCGAUUGAGACAAUGAGUCCACAAACAUUUGACGCCUACAUGAAAAAGUACAGAAAUACCAUCUGCGGCUGUCAUCCCAUCGGCGUUUUACUACAUGCCAUUGACGCACUGCACAACUCUCAACAGGGUCUAUCUUUUUCUCUCAAAUUUGUGCAAUAUGCUCAGUCAAAUAAGUGCCUAAACGAAAGAGAUUCAUCUGUGAGCUAUGCAGCGGCCUCUGUGGUGGUCAACUAA